Molecule: messenger RNA, 369 nt
Organism: Cantharellus anzutake
Lineage: Eukaryota; Fungi; Basidiomycota; Agaricomycetes; Cantharellales; Hydnaceae
Exons: 2
Source: RefSeq, a predicted model, not a curated record
CCCCACCUUCCAUGGGCAAAUCUCAGUGAAUGGAGACUGGUUGAGUGGUUAGUGGGUCAGCAGCUCUCACAGAGAGCCAUUGAUAACUUCAUUGUUGGGUAUGUGACUGACUUUGGGUCUGCAAAGGAAAUGUACAACAAAUUUUCAUCAAUGGAUGGGGCCCCAGCUUGGCAUGCAAAAGAGGUCAUCCUCUCUGAUGCCCCCACUGAGCCCCAGAUCCUGUUUUAUUGGGAUGUGCUUGAGUGCUCUGAUCACAUACAAAAUAAUCCUAGCUUUUCAAAUGCAUGGGAUUAUGAGCCACAGCGCAUCACAUAUUCUGACACAGACAUCCGUGUCUUCCAUGAGCCUUGUACAGGAAAUUUAUGGUAG